Molecule: messenger RNA, 801 nt
Organism: Moesziomyces antarcticus
Lineage: Eukaryota; Fungi; Basidiomycota; Ustilaginomycetes; Ustilaginales; Ustilaginaceae
Exons: 1
Coding region: 1-801 (266 amino acids)
Cellular component (GO): catalytic step 2 spliceosome
Source: RefSeq, a predicted model, not a curated record
AUGGUUGGCUUGGAACAGCAACACAUCCACGUCAUGGCAGACGACACCGACAGCCCCGCCGGGCCGUCAACGAUCUCGGCGCCGACUGCUGGGCCGAGCACGUCCCCGCGCUCCAAACGUGCCGUAUCGCCCGUUGCGGAAGAAGCGCACGCCUCGUCCAGCGACACACGACCUCGGCGCUCAUGCACGCCGGAACGCGCACCAUCUCGCGACUCUGAUCCGCCUGCAGCGAAACGAGCUCGCCCAUCCGAUGGCGAGGAUCGCAAACGCGACCGGCGCAUGUUUGGACUGCUCACCUCGACGCUGACGCAAUUCAAGCGGGAGUCGCAAUCCACGCGCGCGGCGACACUCGCCUCGAACCGCGCCUCGAUCGACGCACGUCUGGCCAGCAAGCUUCAACAUACGUCGGCAGUAGCGGACGAGCUGGAGCGGAAAAAGACGCUGCUAUGGCAAGCUCGAGAGCUGGCCGAACGCAUCGCAGAACAAGAUGCACAGCGCGCAACGCUGCGCAAGAUGAAACGAAGACAAGCGAGUUUCCUCUUCACCUCCAUCCCAAACCCAAGCCGCGCUGAUAAGGCAAGACUCGCAGCGAACAUCCCAACGUCUCAACCUCCGGGCGAGAGAGAUUGGCCAGUCUACUUUCUGCCUGGGAAGACUUUGCCCGAUCAGGAAGAUGCCCUGAAUGCUCAGGAGGAUGGUGUGGAUGACCAGAUCGAAGAGCAGGACGAUGCGUGGGUGGUGAAACGACACACCCUCCUCACCCGCCUCAAUGACCUCAAAUCCCAACUACGCAGCAUGUAG